UUAAACCCUUGAAACUGUUACCAAACUGCCAGAGCAAAAAGAAGCAACAACAGCGGCGGCGGCGGGGACCAUGGUGAAAUCCUAUCUAAGGUACGAGCCGGCGGCUUCCUUCGGUGUAUUUGUAUCUUCUGAAUCGAAUAUCACAUACGACAGCUCAGGCAAGCACCUUCUAGCUCCGGCUCUCGAGAAGAUCGGUGUUUGGCACGUUCGUCAAGUCGUCUGCACCAAAACUCUAUCUCCUUCUGUUUCCUCUCGCGGCUCCUCUCUCUUCGUAAACUGUGUCGCCUCCUCCCCUUCUUCACUGGUGGCAAGUGGUUAUGCUGAUGGUAGUAUAAGGAUUUGGGAUUGUGAUAAAGGAAGUUGUGAGACUACAUUGAAUGGACAUAAAGGGGCUGUGACUGCUUUAAGGUACAAUAAGGUUGGAUCUUUACUUGCUUCCGGAAGUAAAGACAAUGAUAUUAUAUUGUGGGAUGUUGUUGGUGAGACGGGUCUUUUUCGCCUUCGUGGGCAUCGUGAUCAGAUCACGGACCUUGUUUUCCUUGAUUCUGGUAAAAAACUUGUUACUUCUUCCAAGGAUAAAUUUUUGCGAGUGUGGGAUCUUGAAACUCAGCAUUGUAUGCAAAUAGUUAGCGGCCAUCAUAGUGAAAUUUGGUCUAUUGAUGUUGACCCGGAUGAAAGAUACUUGGUCACUGGUUCAGCAGAUCUUGAACUCAGAUUAUUUUACAAUGUAAAGCAUGAGUUGAUGAGUGGAGAGUCUAUGGUGAAUGUAACUGCGGCUAAAGCUGGGAAUGACCGUGAGUUAUCUACUCAAAAUAAAUGGGAAGUUCUGAAGCCCUUUGGUGAAAUUAUGCGACAAAGUAAGGAUAGGGUUGCGACUGUGAGGUUUAGCAAGUCGGGAAAUCUGCUUGCUUGUCAGGUGGCAGGAAAAACUGUUGAACUAUUCCUUGUACAUGACGAAGUUCAAUCCAAGCGCGAAGCAAAACAAAGACUUAAAAACAGGAAGAAAAAGAAGAAGUCUGCAAAAAUGGAAGUUGAAGAAACUGAAAAUGUUGAAGCAAAUCAUGAUACUGAAGAAGCUGGGAAUACAUUGGUUGUUACAGUUGCUGAUGUUUUUAAGCUUCCUCCAACUAUUAUAGUCAGCAAAAAGAUAUGUUCCAUCUCUUUUUGUCCAGUCACUCCAGAGAGUUCACUAGCUAGUUUAGCAUUGUCUUUGAAUAAUAACUUGCUGGAGUUUUAUUCAAUUAAAAGUGAUGGAAGUGAAAAAACACCUUCUAUUAAGCUUGAAAGAACACUUUCUAUUGAGCUUGAAGGACACCGUUCCGAUGUUAGAAGUGUCACUCUUAGUUCAGACAAUAGUUUUUUGAUGUCAACCAGUCACAAUGCUGUGAAGAUUUGGAAUCCAAGUACUGGUUCUUGCCUUAAAACAAUUGAUUCUGGCUAUGGACUCUGUGGUCUAAUUGUACCCCAUAACAAAUAUGGAAUUGUUGGCACUAAAGAUGGGGAAAUUGAAAUUAUUGACAUUGAUAAUGGUACUUGCAGUGAAGUUGUUGGAGCUCAUGGUGGCUCUGUACGGUCAAUUGCUACCAUUCCAAAUGGAAAUGGCUUUGUUACUGGCAGUGCAGACCAUGAUGUAAAGUUCUGGGAGUACAUCAACCAAAAACCUGGUCAAGAUUCCAAAAGCCUUACUAUAUUAAAUGUGAGGACUAUGAAAAUGAAUGAUGAUGUUUUAGUGGUUGCCGUUAGCCCAGAUGCUAAAUAUGUUGCUGUUGCAUUGUUUGAUUGCACUGUAAAGAUCCUUUUUAUGGAUUCAUUCAAAAUUUUCCUUUCCUUAUACGGCCACAAACUUCCUGUCCUAUGUAUGGAUAUUUCAUCAGAUGGAGAUUUAAUUGUAACUGGGUCUGCAGAUAAGAAUUUGAGGAUUUGGGGCUUGGAUUUUGGCGAUUGCCACAAAUCCAUCUUUGCACAUGCUGACAGUGUUAUGGAUGUUCAAUUUGUCUACAACACACAUUACAUGUUCAGUGCUGGGAAAGAUCGUCUUUUGAAGUACUGGGAUGCUGAUAAGUUUGAGUUGCUUUUAACGCUUGAGGGACAUUAUGCUGCUGUUUGGUGCCUUGCAGUCAGCAACCGUGGUGACUUUGUUGUUACAGGAUCUCAUGACCGGUCUAUUCGCCGUUGGGAUCGUACUGAGGAGCCAUUUUUUAUCGAGGAAGAAAAAGAGAAAAGAUUGGAAGAAAUCUUCGAGGCUUACAUGGACGAUACAUUUGAAGACAGACAUGUACCGAAGGAAGAACUUCCAGAAGAGGGAGCUGUUGCAUUAGCAGGGAAGAGAACUCAGGAAACCCUGACAGCCGCUGAUUCAAUUAUUGAUGCACUAGAUGUGGCAGAAGUGGAGUUAAAACGAAUAGCUGAACAUGAGGAGCAACAGGCCAGAGGAAAAGUUGCUGAAUUCCAACCGAAUCUGAUUAUGCUUGGGUUAUCCCCAUCGGAUUAUGUCCUUCGUGCUCUCUCAAAUAUUAGCACCAAUGAUCUGGAGCAGACUUUACUGGCAUUACCAUUCUCAGAUGCCCUCAAGCUGCUCUGUUAUACGAAGGACUGGACUUCAAAUCAUGACAAGGUUGAACUGGUUUGCAGGAUUGUUACGAUUUUGUUGCAGACACACCAUAGUCAGUUAAUUAGUACCCCAUCUGCCAGACCAGUGUUGGCUGUUCUGAAAGAGAUUAUUUAUGCAAGAGUUAAGGAAUGCCAUGAUACUCUUGGUUUCAACCUUGCAGCAAUGGAUCAUCUAAAGCAAUUGAUGGCUUCAAGAUCAGACGCUCUAUUCCGAGAUGCAAAGUCAAAGUUGGUAGAGAUAUGUUCCCAGCAGUUGAAGCGUUUAGAAGCAAGAACGGAGAACAAAACAGAAAAACGAAAAAAGAAGAAACAUAAGAAAUAGAGUGAUGAUCUCCAAGAUGGGAAAACUUUCAUUAUUUAUUUUCAAGGUUUGGAGAGUGGUUCGCAGAAUGUUCUUCCUGGUUUAGGUAAGAAACAUCUUCAUUUUGAGAUUUUCAUGACCAGUUUGGCUAUACGCAUGGAUCAGAAAGAAUACUGAAAUGGGGUUUUAUAAUUAAUUAUUAUUAUUAUUAUUAUUAUUAUUAAUGUCUAUAUUACAAUUAUGCCUAGCCCGAGGAGGAAAUACAAGUCGGGUACAAAGGCAUUCAGCUCAAGAGCAACAAAAUAGAAAAAAAGAAGACAUUGGGGAUGUGGCCUAAUGUUUUCGUUAAGGACGAAGGGGGUUAGACCCUUAUUUUACUAAAUAUUAUGUAGGCUACAAAUAUAGGA
Messenger RNA from Hibiscus syriacus, 3318 nucleotides. RefSeq names its product WD repeat-containing protein 3-like. The coding region runs from base 71 to 2932 and encodes 953 amino acids. NCBI's taxonomy places the organism in Eukaryota, Viridiplantae, Streptophyta, Magnoliopsida, Malvales, Malvaceae. Gene Ontology annotation, biological process: maturation of SSU-rRNA. Gene Ontology annotation, molecular function: protein binding; snoRNA binding. The record is from RefSeq and is a predicted model, not a curated record. Gene Ontology annotation, cellular component: small-subunit processome; Pwp2p-containing subcomplex of 90S preribosome. The transcript has 12 exons.